Corylus avellana is the source of this 1697-nucleotide messenger RNA. RefSeq names its product serine carboxypeptidase-like 40. Lineage: Eukaryota; Viridiplantae; Streptophyta; Magnoliopsida; Fagales; Betulaceae. Gene Ontology annotation, molecular function: serine-type carboxypeptidase activity. The record is from RefSeq and is a predicted model, not a curated record. Gene Ontology annotation, cellular component: vacuole. Gene Ontology annotation, biological process: proteolysis.
UUGCCUUUCUCCUUCUUUCGCUUCCCUCUCUUUCUGUCUCUCCUUUCUUUUACUUUUCUGUGGAGAAAGGGAGACACAAAGCACAAUGGAAAAAAGUAAGCAGCCUUUUUGUUGGGUUCUUUUAGCCUUUUUCAUUCUCUCAUGCCUUGUGGCUCAAACUCAUGGGAGGAUGAAAGAACAAGGCUUACACCAUUUCUACAAGUCCACUUUGAAGCCGGAUUCCGGCUUCGACUCAAGCCUUUUCCAGGCAACUGAUGACCUUGUUAAUCAAACCAAUAUUCUCCCUCAGGAGGGCUUGAAAGAGAGAGAUUUGAUUAAGGCAUUGCCUGGACAACCUCCGGUGAAAUUCUCUCAAUACGGCGGUUAUGUCACCGUGAAUAAAGCGGCCGGUCGCGCGCUUUAUUAUUACUUUGUCGAAGCCGAUCAACCGUCUAAGGAAACAUUGCCUCUUCUUCUCUGGCUUAAUGGAGGCCCAGGUUGUUCAUCUCUUGCUUAUGGAGCAAUGCAAGAACUAGGACCAUUUCGUGUGAAAAGUGAUGGCAAAACACUUUUUAAAAACAAAUAUUCUUGGAAUUAUGCUGCGAAUGUUCUGUUCCUUGAGUCACCUGCUGGGGUAGGAUUUUCAUACUCCAAUACGACAUCGGAUUAUAGUAAAAUGGGAGAUAAAAUAACAGCAGCAGAUAAUUAUGUGUUUUUGGUGAAUUGGCUAGAGAGAUUUCCUGAGUACAAAAACAGGCCUUUUUAUAUUUCUGGAGAAAGCUAUGCUGGCCAUUAUGUUCCCCAGCUUGCUCAUACCAUUCUUUAUCACAACAAGAAGGCUAAUAGGACCAUUAUCAACCUCAAAGGGAUCAUUAUCGGAAAUGCAGUAAUCAACGAUGAAACUGAUGAACGCGGCAUGUACGAUUACUUUGCGACACACGCUCUCGUUCCGGACCGAGUCGUGUCUCAAAUACAAAAAUACUGCGAUUUCUCGCCCAAUGCCGGCAAUCAGUCCCGUGUGUGCAGUGCAGCCCUUGAGGCAGUCGGCCCCAAUAUUGGCAGCAUUAAUAUCUAUAACAUCUAUGCUCCCCUCUGUUUUUCUACCAAUAUCACAGCCCUCCCCAAGAAAGCUUCUAUACUGAAUUUUGAUCCUUGUAGCGACUAUUAUGUGUAUGCUUAUUUGAACCGACCUGAUGUUCAAGAAGCCCUUCAUGCCAAUGUUACAAAACUUACACAUGACUGGGAGCCAUGCAGUGAUGUCCUAACGACGUGGUUAGAUAGCCCAUCAACCAUCAUUCCCCUUCUGCAGGAGUUCUUGGCCAAUGGACUUAGAGUUUGGGUUUUUAGUGGUGACACUGAUGGAAGGGUUCCUGUUACUUCAACAAAGUACUCUCUAAACAAAAUACACCUUCCUGUGAAGACUACUUGGCAUCCUUGGUUCGUCAAGGGAGAGGUUGGUGGCUACACAGAAGUGUAUAAGGGAGACAUAACAUUCGCAACAGUGAGAGAUGCAGGACAUCAAGUGCCCAGCUUCCAGCCCGCCAGAGGACUUUCUUUGAUCAACCACUUCCUUGGAGGCACACCUCUUCCAAACACUAAAAGAUCCAACUGAUUUCAUUAGAUCAUACGCUUCUUUGCAUUUUCAGUGCUAAUUUAUAGUACAAUUUGAUCGCUUUCAUCUUCCAUGAUUUAUAAAGAAAGUAACAACUUGCUACUUA